Messenger RNA from Cyclospora cayetanensis, 1134 nucleotides. RefSeq lists its product as uncharacterized. NCBI's taxonomy places the organism in Eukaryota, Apicomplexa, Conoidasida, Eucoccidiorida, Eimeriidae. The transcript is spliced from 10 exons. The record is from RefSeq and is a predicted model, not a curated record. Bases 1 to 1134 code for a protein of 377 amino acids.
AUGAAAACUAUUCCUCUCCUUAACAUCACACCAAAGCCUCAAGAAUCCUUGGGCCAAGGCUCCAUUUCAAUGGCAGCUCCUUGCUGCCUUACGGGUGCAGUGGCCCAUGAGGCCUCUGGCAACGCAGCACCCCAGGUGCUUCCUGCCGCUCCUGAUACUGCUUCCGCUACUUCACGUGAUUUCUUCCACGCACAGCAGAAGCAACAACAGCAGCAGGUGGCGCAAGUAGGAGCAUCAAGUGCAUCCUUGAGUGCUUCAGGGGCUUUGCGUGGGCCUCUGCCGUCUUCACUCCAAGCCUCGCCAGCAGCACUCGAGCCAGCCUCGCCAGCAGCACUCGAGCCAGCCUUGCCAGCAGCACCCAGUGAGAUAGGAGACUUAGCAGCAACAGCAAGUCACGGGCAGCGGAGGCGACCAUGGAAUAAGGGAAGGCCGUGGAGUGCAGAGGAACGCCAAAAGAUUGCUGUUGGGACACGGCGCGCUAUGGAAGCCUUGAGAGCGCGGAGACCUCCGAAGCCACCCCCCCCCAAAAAAGAAAAAAAGCCUCGAGUUGUACAUGACACCACCAGUCGCAGCAGCGCUUGCCUCCUGAGCGCCGCGCACCUGGCGAAGCUCUCAGAGUGUCUCCGCGAGAGGUGGCGAAACGAGCAAACACGAAAAAUCUUGAUUGAAGCACUGCGCAGUAGGAGGCAAUCGGAAGAGACAAGGCGCAGAAUCGCAGCAAAGAUUCGCGACAAAUGGAAAGAUGCGGAGUACAUGCAGAGGGUUUGCCAAGCUAUGGCGAGGGCGAACUCGAGUAACGAACGGCGGCAAAAGAUUUCCCAGGCGCUUAAACUCAAAUGGCAAGACGAGGCCUUUCGCGCGCGGAUGCGUAGCCGUCGAUUGCCGUUCUCCGACGAGAGACGCCGUCGGUUGAGCGAAGCUAUUGCACGGCUUUGGCAUGGGAACGCGGCCUACCGCGAGAAGACUUUGUCGGGUAUUCGGCGUCACUUGAGCUCAAGGACCACAAGAGAGUCAAGACAGUCGUAUAAGGAUUCAUUGUUUCAGAACUCCCUGACAGGUGGCGGUCGGUUGUGGAGCUCCAUGUACACUCGGCUAGUCGCGCAACACCAGCAGAGGCAGGAGCAAGUUCAGUAG